Messenger RNA from Owenia fusiformis, 846 nucleotides. The record is from the annotation of a GenBank genome assembly. Lineage: Eukaryota; Metazoa; Annelida; Polychaeta; Sabellida; Oweniidae.
GUCGACUGUCGCACAUCAGACUACAUCUCUAUUACGUUCAAAAUUAAUACAUUGGAUUUAAAAGUCAUUAAAAAUAGAAACAUUUUUGAAGUGGAUUAUCACCGAUAAUCUUUGAACGCGCGCAUAUAAGAGAUCAGAGGACAGAAAAUUAAACAAUCAAGCAAAUACAACCAAACAACAAACAACAGGACCGAGAAACGACAAACAAGCAACAUAUUCCGACUACCCUAACUUAAGGAGAAACGGAAUGUGGUUUUUAAUAGCAUACGUGUGGGUCUCAAUGAUGAUUCAACUACAGUCUCCAGGAGUGAGUGCUUAUCACCGAUGGGGCCAGCCUCAGCUUUAUUCUAAUGAAGACGGUGUUGACGCUCAGACUAAACUAUGUAAUCUCUUAUGCAGGAACGCUGGAAUGUGUCCCCAGUUUUGCCCCUUCCCAACUGACCAAAGCUAUGGAUAUGGCAAGAGAUCUGCUGCCAAUUCAUUGGAUGAACUCAGUUGGGAUGACUACCUGUUAAAGAGGACAAUGGGCAUGGAAUCUAAGAAAUGAACAUUAUCACAGAGUGGUUUCCAGAUGUAGACGCCAUUAAUGAGGAAUCUUCAGAUAUAUACGUCACUACCUACAGAUUGUUCGGUACACUAUGUCAUCACAGAGGGGUAUUUUUAAAUAUUAAGUCAUCACAAAGUGGCACCUUAACACUACGUAUGUCAUUACAAGUUUAAUCUAGACAUCAGCACCAUUACAUAGUAUUCCUCAGAGGUAUCCACUAACAUUAAAGUUAUUACAGGAUUUUUUUCACAAAUACAUCAUCAGACAUAAAAAAGAUCAUAGAGGGAUUUUAAAUUGAA